AUGAGGAUCCCUCUCAACCUCCUUCUCUCCCUCCUCCCCUUCACGACAGCCGCCCCCAAUGCCCCCGCCUCCAACCCCAACACCCGCGCCACCUGGCCCGACGGCCCCUUCACAACCUCCGGCCGCUAUAUCCUCAACGCCUCAAACCAAAACCUCACCUACGCCGGCACCAACUGGCCCGGCCACGCCGACGUGAUGAUCCCCGAAGGGCUGCAAUACCAAUCCAUCUCCUCCAUCGUCGACAAGGUCAAAUCCCUCGGCAUGAACGCCGUGCGUCUCACCUAUGCCAUCCAGAUGAUCGACGAGAUUUAUGAUAAUGGAGGGGUGGAUAUCUCGAUUGAGACGGCGUUUGUGCAGGCGCUGGGGCAGAGUGAAGGGGAGAGGGUGUUGGGGAUGGUGUUGGAACGGAAUCCGGAACUCACAAAAGAGACGACGAGGUUGGAGGUGUUUGAUAAGGUGGUGGAGGAGUUGGGAAGUCAGGAGGUGUAUGUGCAUUUGGAUAAUCAUAUUUCCAAGGGGAUGUGGUGUUGUUCGACGGAUGAUGGGAAUAGUUGGUGGGGGGAUCGGGAUUUUGAUACGGGACGGUGGGUUAGGGGGUUAGGGUACAUGGCUGAGCAUGGCAAAGCCUGGCCAGCGCUCGUCUCGAUGGGCCUGCGAAACGAGCCCCGUGAACCGCCAUCCAACCCGAGCAAGUCGACGUACAACUGGGCCAGUUGGCACGACUUCAUGCAACAAGGCGCCAACGCCGUGAACAGCGCCAACCCAGACGUGCUCAUCUUUCUAUCUGGCCUGAACUUCGACACCUUCCUCACCCCAGUAGUCCAAGGCACCGCCCUGACACCGGGCAGCAACACCUUCAAACCAGACGAGUUCGCCCCCGGGUUCGCGAAUAAACUCGUCUUGGAACUGCACAACUACGAAAACAGCGCUACCAGCUGCGACACCCUAAGCGGCAACCUCGACCGCAACGGGUUUGAAGCGCUAGACGAAGGAAAACAGGGCGUCGCGAACGUGAUGCCGGUGAUGAUGACCGAGUUUGGGUUUGAGAUGGACGAGAGCACGUGGCAGGGGGUGUAUGCGAGCUGUCUGACGGAAUACCUGCCGGCACGCAAGGCUGGGUGGACGAUUUGGGUCUUGGCGGGGAGUUAUUACAUUCGGUCGGGCACGUGGGAUUAUGAGGAGUCGUGGGGGCUGUUGAGUCAUGAUUGGAGUGGGUGGAGGAGUGAGGCGUAUGUGGAGGGGGCGCUGAAGGAGAUGGUGAGGAGGACUUUGAGUUAA
Messenger RNA from Dichotomopilus funicola, 1278 nucleotides. RefSeq names its product glycoside hydrolase superfamily. The coding region runs from base 1 to 1278 and encodes 425 amino acids. Gene Ontology annotation, molecular function: hydrolase activity, hydrolyzing O-glycosyl compounds. Lineage: Eukaryota; Fungi; Ascomycota; Sordariomycetes; Sordariales; Chaetomiaceae. The transcript has 2 exons. The record is from RefSeq and is a predicted model, not a curated record.